Molecule: messenger RNA, 1308 nt
Organism: Echinostoma caproni
Lineage: Eukaryota; Metazoa; Platyhelminthes; Trematoda; Plagiorchiida; Echinostomatidae
Source: the annotation of a GenBank genome assembly
AUGCCUUUGACACCAAACUUCGCUAGCAAAGCUGAGCUCAAAGUUCGUCUGAGACAUCAGAUCUCUCGGAAGUCUAUUGUUCUAAUGGAACAAAGGCAAAAGAUCCCAAUCUUCCUGGAAAUCAUACAGGAUCUUUUAGCGGCGAAACCGACUCCAGAGGAUCACCUUGGCUCAACUAUCAUUGUUGAUGGCUGCCCCAUUGUUGGCCCUUCCAAAUUCGAUCUAUUGAAAAAGUUCUUGCUGGAGAAGUUCGCCAAAAUUGGGCCCAUCAGUGACCAUUAUUUCCCAGUGGAUGACGAAAAGCAAACCAAGGGCUAUAUGUUCAUUACGUUUGAAAAUGGUAAAACAGCAUCACAAGCAGUUCGCACCAUGAACAACACACCUCUGGAUAAAAGUCACACCUUACAAGUUAACCUACUAGGGGAUUACGAGCGGCUGACAAGUGUACCAACCGAAUGGAAACCGCCUCCCAAGCAAGAGUACAAAGAUUUUGGCAACUUGAAAAGCUGGCUCUUAAACGAGUUAUGCCGAGAUCAGUUCGCAGUGGUUUACAAUGAUGGCGAGAUUGGCUCGGUCUACUGGCAUAAUGCUGUCGAACCAACUACUGCCGUUGAACGAACUAGAUGGACUGACGGAUGGAUGCGAUGGUCUCCACGGGGAACUUACUUAGCCACAAUGCAUCAGCCAGGAGCAAUCCUUUGGGUUGGUGAAAAGUUUCAACGUCUGGGCCGUUUUCCGCACCAAGGGGUGAAAAUGAUUGAUUUUUCACCAAUGGAACGUUUCAUGGUAUCACUCAGCCCAAGUGCACAGGCAAGCGUGAAUCCCGAAGAGCAAGAUCGUCCGAUGGCAGAUGUGACAAUAUGGGAUGUGCGGCGUUGCGUUAGUCGGCGAGAAUUCACGGUUCCUGUUGAAUCCUAUCCUGCAUUCAAAUGGUCCUACAACGAUGCAUACUUCGCCUGUUUGCGUGAUGGCUAUGUGGUGAUCUAUGAAACCGAAACAUUUCGCCUGUUAGACAAGAAGCGGAUCGGUGGAAACAUUCGGGAUUUCUCUUGGUCCCCAACCGAGAAUAUACUGGCAUAUUGGGUUCCUGAAUCAGACAACACCCCGGCAAGAGUUGUGCUUUUGGAAAUUCCGAGUCGACAGGAGAUAUGUACGAAAAAUCUGUUCUCAGUUGCUGAAAUUUGUCUCACGUGGCACGAACAGGGUGAUUUUCUGGCUGUGCAAGUGUUACGGUGCGCAAAGAAGAAGGUAGACAACGACAAGCAAGUCAAAUAUAUGGUGAGCAGUAAACCACUGAUGCUAUAUUAG